AUGGAAGAUAACAAUUCUCUCAAGGAUUACUAUAAGAUUCUACAAGUUGAUUAUGAUGCGAAUGAGGAGAUGAUCAAACUGAAUUAUCGGAAGCUUGCAUUGAAGUGGCAUCCUGAUAAGCACAAUGGUGAUACUGUGGCUACUUCGAAAUUUCAAGAGAUAACUGAAGCCUAUUAUAAUGUGCUAAUGGACCCUGCUUUACGUUUUGAGUAUGAUUUUAACCGGUAUUUACGAGAUUCACAAAUAUACUUUGCGGAUAAACCGAUUCUUAUAAUGUUAACGCAGGAAUAUCUCGCUAGAUUUAAAGGAAUGAUACUCACUUGCAAUGGACUUGGCAUCACUUACUCCUCGUCACCAUGGACACAACAAUUGGCGGAAUGCAAUAACACGACAGAUGAGCAAGGUUUUGAUCUGGUUUACUCUGUUUUCCGCUAA
Molecule: messenger RNA, 435 nt
Organism: Arabis nemorensis
Lineage: Eukaryota; Viridiplantae; Streptophyta; Magnoliopsida; Brassicales; Brassicaceae
Source: the annotation of a GenBank genome assembly